This is a messenger RNA of Syngnathoides biaculeatus (alligator pipefish), 2437 nucleotides long. RefSeq names its product lysophosphatidic acid receptor 1 (gene lpar1). The transcript is spliced from 4 exons. The record is from RefSeq and is a predicted model, not a curated record. Bases 505 to 1560 code for a protein of 351 amino acids. Gene Ontology annotation, molecular function: lysophosphatidic acid receptor activity. NCBI's taxonomy places the organism in Eukaryota, Metazoa, Chordata, Actinopteri, Syngnathiformes, Syngnathidae. Gene Ontology annotation, cellular component: membrane. Gene Ontology annotation, biological process: neurogenesis; phospholipase C-activating G protein-coupled receptor signaling pathway.
GCAAAUAAAAAGAAGAAGAAAAAGUAGUAAGAAGAAUCUUUAUGGUAUUUAUUUUGGUGAAUGUCUUGGGAGACAUGUUCUAAAAAUACAAAACACAGCCAGCUGCUCCUUUUUUAGUGUUUGGCAGUGUGUGUCACAUCAUAAUCCUAAAUAUCAAAGAAGAGUACCAUUGUCCAUUUUUGGCCCUGAUCAUUUUCCAAGCAGAUCAUCAUCUGGGAGGACAAAUUACACCGAGCACACCUCACACCACAGGAUAAUCGCCCAGGGUAAUCUUUUAAAGACAUCCAAUAAUCUGUCUUUUGUUGACUUCUGUUGGAGGAAAAGAAAAAUACUAAAGUUUUGGUCUAGCUGAAGUUUAUACCCACCGACUUCAGAUAAUCGGCUUCCAGUCAACCACAGGUCCAAUAUUGGUGUCUUGUCUGAGACAAUCAUUCACACGACCAUCACUGAGUGGAUCGUCAAGCCAUCACUGCCUGUGGAGAAGUCAGACACUUCACACCCAUCAUGGAUGAGGAACAGUGUUACUACAAUGAGACCAUUGCCUUCUUCUACAACCGCAGUGGCAAGUACCUAGCUACAGACUGGAACACGGUGAGUCGCUUGGUGAUGGGCCUGGGCAUCACAGUCUGCAUCUUCAUCAUGCUCGCCAACCUCCUGGUGAUGAUUGCCAUCUAUGUCAACCGGAGAUUCCACUUCCCCAUCUACUACCUGAUGGCUAACUUGGCAGCUGCAGACUUCUUUGCUGGUCUGGCCUAUUUCUACUUGAUGUUCAACACGGGACCAAACACGAGGCGUUUGACUGUUUCGACAUGGUUGCUCCGCCAAGGCUUGAUUGACACCAGCUUGACAGCCUCUGUGGCAAACCUCCUCGCUAUCGCCAUCGAACGCCACAUCACAGUGUUCCGCAUGCAACUGCACACGCGUAUGAGCAACCGCCGUGUGGUGGUGGUAAUCGUCAUAAUCUGGACCAUGUCGAUAGUCAUGGGAGCCAUUCCAAGUGUGGGCUGGAAUUGCAUCUGUAGUAUUAAAUCGUGCUCCAAUAUGGCACCACUUUAUAGCAACUCCUACCUGGUCUUUUGGGCUGUCUUUAACCUGGUGACAUUUGUUGUCAUGGUGACACUGUAUGCCCACAUCUUUGUCUAUGUGCGCCAAAGGACAAUGAGGAUGUCACGUCACAGCUCAGGACCACGACGUAACAAAGACACGAUGAUGUCACUCCUGAAAACUGUGGUGAUUGUCUUGGGUGCAUUUAUCAUCUGCUGGACCCCAGGUCUUGUCAUUCUCCUCCUUGAUGUCUUUUGUGCCAGCUGCAAUGUCCUCACCUAUGAAAAGUUCUUCCUGCUUCUCGCCGAGUUCAACUCCGCCAUGAACCCCAUCAUCUACUCCUACCGUGAUAAAGAGAUGAGCGCCACCUUCAGACAGAUCCUGUGCUGUCAGCGGCAGGAGAACGUCAACGGGAUGGCAGCGGAGGGGUCUGACCGAUCGGCGUCGUCCAUCAACCACACGGUGCUCAGUGGCGGCAUGCAUCACCAUCACAACAACGAACACUCUGUGGUAUAAAGGGUCAAGGCGAAUUGCUGAACUCCGGGUGAGAGGCUGCAUGAGAAGGUCUAACGACUCAGAACGUGAUGUGAAGACAUAAUCUCGUGAAUGGGAUAACGGAAGGAAGAUGGACACUUUUCACAGAACACUACGUAUGAAGGAUGAGGAGUGAUCAGAUGUCUUUAAUGCCUCUGAAAUGCUGUUGAUAUUGUUGUUUCUGACAUAUUUUCUAUUUGUGUUAAAUGUGUUGUGACGGGCAACGCUAAUACAAACUAUUUUGUCUGUGAAAUUAUGAUAAUGCCAGUAUAACAUGCACCCCCUCUCCAGUGUACUGUAACGUUACUGUAUACUCCAGUUACUUCCAGCAAGCACAAAUGCAUGAAGGAUGGAAAAGACAUUGUUUUGAUUAUUUUUGUUGAUAAUUAGCAGGAUAAUGCAAAAACCUCCCACAAACCAUUUUUUGAGAAACAUUUUGCUGGGGGGGGGGUAUAAUCACAUUUUGUGAGGGUUUGGGCUCUACCACCAGUUUAGUAGCAGUCAGUUAAAAUCCAUCCAGUUUGACACGAAGUAGCAAGUAGUCUGGUCGCUGAUAAAUAGAGCAACUAAGUAAAGUGGACCACUUUUUUUUACUUAUGUUAACAGACUUUGUCGAAGGUCUGCACUCCACUGAGUGCCAUUCUGGGCACAAAUUUGGUUGUAUUCAUUGCGACCAAUGCGGUUCAAUUACAAAAUUUGUUUGUGAAGCUUUAUCUCAACAAAACAAUAAGAUAGAUGAUUACUGUGCUUUGAUUUGAUGAUUCGCCUUUUGAAACAAAAAACUGUCUUUUGUCAUAUUUUGAUGUUCAUCGCCAAGUAGACUUUAAUUGACACAUUAAAGGAAACUCAUUCACUGUCA